This is a messenger RNA of Gracilinanus agilis (Agile Gracile Mouse Opossum), 1280 nucleotides long. RefSeq names its product cell division cycle associated 8 (gene CDCA8). The record is from RefSeq and is a predicted model, not a curated record. Gene Ontology annotation, cellular component: chromosome passenger complex; spindle midzone; chromosome, centromeric region. Gene Ontology annotation, biological process: mitotic sister chromatid segregation. NCBI's taxonomy places the organism in Eukaryota, Metazoa, Chordata, Mammalia, Didelphimorphia, Didelphidae. Bases 1 to 837 code for a protein of 278 amino acids. The transcript has 10 exons.
AUGGCUCCGUCGAAGAAAGCCUCUAGUCGGACGACCAAGAAGAGUGCGGUCCGAGGCCGAAAGCUCGCCUCCUUCCUCAAGGACUUCGACCGUGAAGUACAAAUCAGAUCAAAGCAAAUACAGUCAGAUGCCCAGAAUCUUGUCAAAGAAGUAGACAACCUUUACAACAUUGAAAUCCUCCGGCUUCCCAAGGCUCUUAGAGAGAUGAAUUGGCUUGAAUAUUUUGCCCUAGGAGGAAGCAAACAGGCUCUGGAAGAGGCAGCAACAGCUGACCUGGAUAUCACAGAGAUAAAUAAGCUGACAGCCGAGGCUAUUCAAACACCCUUGAAAGCUGCCGUCAAAGCAAAGAAAGCAGCAAAAGUGGCUGAGAUGAUUAGAGAAGAAGAAACUGAAAAUAUUAAUCCUCAAACUAUUAAGACAAAGAGGUGUCCUACGACCAAGAAAAGGACUCAAUCAGUACGAGCAAAUGGCAGGAACAAAAGGUCAAACCAAAAUAGUCUUGUUACUCCAGCCACAGGCAGAUCUGAUUUCUCCAUAUUAGGACCAGCUCCAGGUCUGACGCCCAAGUUUGAUUCCAGAAUCUUCAAGACUCCUGGCCUACGCACUCCAGCAGCCAGAGAGCGAAUUUACAACGUCUCUGUGAACGGCAGCCCCCUGGCUGAUAGCAAUGAGGUCUUCCUUACUGUGCCAGUGGGUGGAGGAGAGAGUAUGCGCUUACUGGCCAGUGAUUUACAAAAGAUGGAUCUGGCACAUCUGGAUCCAGAGGCUUUGGGAAACAUUAAGAAGUUAUCUAAUCGACUUGCUCAAAUCUGUAACAGCUUACAGACCCAAAAAUGAAGCAGCUGAAUUCUUCAAGAAGCCCAAGCCAGGCAUAGUGGGACUUAACAUGUGCAACUUUGCCAUCUCUGAAGGAUCUCUGCAGGCUCGUCGUUUAUUUGAGUCCAAAGUUUCUAGUAAAGGAAUUGACUGCCCCUUUUGACUGAUGGGACAUUAAAGAUCAUGGAGAAACACACAACUUUCUUCUCAUCCCCUUCUACCAGAACCCUCAGAGCAAAAAGUUAGGACGACUGCUCCAAUCACAGCCUCUGUCCACUCCCCAAACUGGAGCUUUCCAGCUUGCCUCACACUGGUGCCUCUAUUUUGUUUGUUUUUAGGACUAUGUUUUUGUCAGAGCUUUGGGGAUUGUGGGCGGUGGUAUAAUGUGCCACAAGGACAGGGGUUUGGCCUCAAGAGAAGGGAAACUGCAGCUGCUGCAGAAUCUUCCUAACAAUUAUUGUAGC